This is a messenger RNA of Closterium sp. Naga37s-1, 2250 nucleotides long. The record is from the annotation of a GenBank genome assembly. NCBI's taxonomy places the organism in Eukaryota, Viridiplantae, Streptophyta, Zygnematophyceae, Desmidiales, Closteriaceae.
AUGGUGCAUUUCGUCAACACAUACGGCUCUGGCGCGUGCGAGGCUGAGUCUCCCUGCUCCUGCUGCGUCCACCGUGUGCUUGGCACCCGAGGGAAAGCAGCCCUUGGCAUCCUGAGCUUAAAGGACUUCCAACGCGACUUACUUCAGCAACUGCCCAAGUCCAUUCCCCUGGCAGCACCAGAGUGGCAGGGAGGGGGUGGGUCCCUAAAAGGUGAGAAAGGAAACCACGCGGCAAAAGAGGUAGCAGAAGUAGUGGCAGAGAAGGGGGCGGGAGUAGCAGCUAUGGGAGCAGCAGAACUUGGAGCAGCAGGCGAGGGAGAAAACGUAGCGGCAGAGAAAGGGAAGGGAGCGACAAAGAUGGGGGCGGCAGGAGACGUUGAUGAUUACAGUUGGAAACGAGCCCCUUACCUGUGUGCGAAGUCCAUGAUUCUCGAGUGGAUGGCUGAGCCUCGUGUGGGCAUGCUCAUGGACCUGGGGAGGAUCAGAUCCCGCCUCUUCGCUCCUAUUGUGGAGGAGCUAGGGGCACACAGGCAGGGGGAGAAAGACAGCUUGGCGUCGGUGCUGGUGCAGGUGCUGGGGGUUAAGGGAGGAGAGGAGAUGAAAGACGGGUUUAAAGCCCAUCUGCUGCCGCUGCUGCCUGGUGGCGCGGAGGCACACAGAGAGAGCGAGGGUGGAGCAGGGGAGGAUAGGGGAAAGGGCGGAAUAGCGGAUGGCGGGAGAAAAGGGAGGAAUGGGGGGAAGCAGGAGGCUGGGAGAAAGGGUGGAAGACGCGAGGGAAAAGGUGAUGGUGGUGGUGCCGGCAGCAGUUGGGAGUGGAGGCGGGGGCUGGAGGGUCCUCCUGUGUGGAACAGGUCCGGCACCAUGCCGGAGCCCUUGGUUCGGCGGGGCUUUUCUUGGGAGUGGGAAGAGGUGCCUGCUGGCGAUGAAGCUGCUAUAAAGCUUGCUGAUGACGUGGAGGGGAGGAUUCUAUAUGAGAGAAUCCUUAAGGAGGUGUACGGGGCCACUGUUGACUGGAAGAUUCCAGCAAAUGCAGCAGCAGCAUCGUCAGCAGCAUCGUCGUCAGCAGCAGCAGCAGGUUCAAGAAGCCGUCCGGUGGUUCGCGCGGUGGCGGACGUGGAGUUCCUGGUGGAACUGAUGGCAGCAGAGAGAGAGCCUUCCACAUGCACGCGGUGCUGGAAGUGCCACCUCCGGCACGCCGCUGCCAUCAACUACGUCGCGCUGCUCGCCUCCUUCGCCUACCGCCCCGUCUCCACCCUCAUCCACCGCUUCCUCUUCCUCUUCCCCCCCGACCAAACCAAAGAGGCGUACACCCUUCUCCGCAUGUUCAUGCCGUCAGGGCUUGAAGAGAGGGUGAAUUGGAGGCAUGUGAGAGGUCGCUUGGAAGGGUUCGCAGAGGAAAAGGAGAUGGGGAUGUUUACGCAUGCUUGUACGAUGAUAGCGUGGACGUGGACCAAAGAGGAGGAGACAAAUCCAGGGCGCUUUGCACGACUGGCAGCGCAGCAGGGUGCGGAGCAGGGGAAGGGUGGGGUGAGCAAGUGGAAGCAGCUGGAUAGUGAGAUGUGGGAGGAGGUUCGGGCGUGGCGGCACGCUGCCAAGGCUGCGUGGCCCGGGGACAAGAGGAAUUGGAUGGGAGAGCUGCGGGAUGAGUGCACGGGUGGCAGGAAAGGGACGAAACGUGAGAGCAGUGAGGAGGAAGAGGGGGAAGAAGAGGAGGGGGAAGAGGAGGAGGGGGUGGUGGGGGCGGAGGAGGGGCCAGUUUAUGUGCACAAGUGGGUGGGAGGAGUGAACCUGGUGGCUUGCCUGAGAGCCAUGCUGCUGGGGGAGCCAUGGAAAGGUGGGUUAGCAGCGAUGCCAGAAACGGCAAAUCGAGCAGCAGGGAACAGCGCCACUCGGAAUCGAGCAGGAGCAGGGAGCAGAGCAGUAAGAAGCCAAGAACCCGGAACCCCAGCAGGAGCUUUCUGGACAGAUGCAUCUGGUGUAGAUACCCGGGCAGAGCGGCUGAAAUCAGGGUACCGGCGGGUGUGCCAAGGGCCAAAGUGUAGCUGUGUGGAGUGGGAUGGCGUGGAGCUGAAGCUGUGUGCGCGGUGUGGCAGGGGGGAGGGAGAAGAGGGUACGGUGAGGGAGGAGGGGGAACAAGAUGAGGAGCAGGGAGAAAAGCGGCACCAGAGAAACGAGGGCAAGGAGGGUGAUGAGGGCAAGGAGGGUGAUGAGGGCAAGGAGGGUGAUGAGGGCAAGGAGAUUGAAGUGUGA